Messenger RNA from Lathyrus oleraceus (garden pea), 2207 nucleotides. Its product is annotated as probable histone-arginine methyltransferase 1.3. Gene Ontology annotation, biological process: peptidyl-arginine methylation, to asymmetrical-dimethyl arginine; chromatin remodeling. The transcript is spliced from 15 exons. Lineage: Eukaryota; Viridiplantae; Streptophyta; Magnoliopsida; Fabales; Fabaceae. The coding region runs from base 222 to 1724 and encodes 500 amino acids. Gene Ontology annotation, molecular function: histone H3R2 methyltransferase activity. The record is from RefSeq and is a predicted model, not a curated record.
GUGAAACUCAACUAUCUCCCGCUUUUCACUCUAUCUCUCUUUGGGCGGCUCUCAAUCUUUCCAAACCCUAGUUUUGUUUUAAAUAUAACUCUCUCUCACACUUCACACUUUCUUCUUGUACUUUCAUUUCAUGUCAUGACUAAGAUUCAUCAAUAAAAAUCAAUUUAUAUCGCUUUAAUUGAAAAAAAAGAAUUAACUUGGUCGUGAUAUUAACAACAACAAUGGAGGAUUUAUUAGGGCAAACUUGGAAGAACAGAGAGUUCACUCUCUCAUCGGUUUCGGAACUUUCUUCCGAUGCCGCUUCACCGGGAAUUGCUCGCUUCACCUCCGAUGGCCUCCAUAUUCAUCAACAAUCUCGAGAGAUUUCUCUCAAUUUUGAUCUCCGAACUGCUCAGAUAUUCAAAUUAGGUCCUGUUCGAUCCGUUUGCAUUAUGGAAGGCUCUGAUGUUGGUAAAGCGGCGUCAUAUUCUACUGGAGUCACUAUCCAGUUUAAAAACGAGGAGGAGUGUGAGGCGUUUCAUUCUGUCGUCCAACAAUGGAUAAAGAAAGCCAAUGUUCAAGCAGGGAGCUUACCAAAUGGAACUUUAACAACUUCUAAAAGCAAAUUUGAUGAAAAGAUAGAGGCAUCUUCUGCAAAAAUGUAUUUUCAUUAUUAUGGACAGCUUCUUCACCAGCAAAAUAUGUUGCAGGACUAUGUGCGGACAGGAACUUAUUAUGCCGCGGUUAUUGAGAACCGGGCUGAUUUUACUGGCCGUGUAGUAGUUGAUGUGGGUGCUGGUAGCGGUAUUUUGUCAUUAUUUGCUGCUCAGGCCGGUGCAAAACAUGUUUAUGCUGUGGAAGCAUCUGAAAUGGCAGAAUAUGCCCGUAAACUUAUAGCAGGAAACCCAACACUGGCUCAACGAAUUACAGUGAUUAAAGGUAGAGUUGAGGAUGUUGAGUUGCCAGAGAAAGCAGAUAUUCUGAUCUCAGAGCCCAUGGGCACUUUGUUAGUUAAUGAGAGAAUGCUGGAGUCUUAUGUCAUUGCCAGAGAUAGGUUUCUCACUCCUACUGGGAAAAUGUUUCCUGGGGUGGGAAGGAUUCACAUGGCGCCUUUCACUGAUGAAUAUUUGUUUAUCGAAAUUGCUAACAAGGCACUGUUCUGGCAGCAGCAAAACUAUUAUGGCGUUGAUUUGACACCCUUACACGGGACUGCAUUUCAAGGAUAUUUUUCUCAGCCUGUGGUGGAUGCUUUUGAUCCAAGAUUGUUAAUAGCUCCCCCGGUGUUCCAUGUAUUAGACUUCACCAAAAUGAAGGAAGAAGAUUUGUAUGAAGUUGACAUUCCUCUGAGAUUCAUUGCCUCUGUAGGCACCAGAGUACAUGGGUUGGCAUGUUGGUUUGAUGUACUGUUCAAUGGAAGUACCGUACAAAGGUGGCUUACCACUGCUCCUGGUUCACCCACAACCCAUUGGUACCAGUUACGCUGUGUUCUAUCGCAGCCAAUUUAUGUCAUGGCAGGACAAGAAAUUACUGGCAGGCUUCGUUUGAUUGCACACAGUGCACAGAGUUAUACAAUUCAUUUAACUCUGUCUGCUAAAAUGUGGGGUCCUGGUGCUGAACAAGGAGGGAUUAUUCAGACAUCUUCUUGCAAGCUUGAUCUGAAAGAACCCUACUAUAGAAUGUCCCAAGCACAAGCUUAUCCUCUAGCUCAAGAUCAGCAAUCUCAACCACUUGUACAGACACAGUGACACUUUCUUUGACAGGAUAUAAAUAUCCAAUCACAUGAGUUGGAAGAACCAGAAAUAAUGCAACAGCUUUCGCCUAAUUCGUGUGCUCAGAUUGAUUCCCUGAUGCAGAAGAUUUAACUCAAUAACUCCUAACACGAGCUUCUGUUUGUAACAUGAAUUUUCCAUGCCACAGCAAGUUGGGGGACCUUGUCUUUAUUUGGACACACCUCCUAGCCUGUAAAUUCAUCAAACAUUAUGUUCUAUCCAUUGUGAGGGUUGGUAUCCUGCAGAUCCUGUACUCAUUUGCUUUAUUUUAUUUAACCAACAAUAUAUCGGGUCCCUAUGCCUUGCAAAGUUAGGAGUUCAAUGUAUUGCAUGAUCUGGAAUUUUUUUACAUUUGUAUGAUUAGAUGGGAAGAAUAUUUACUGUAAACUUGUAAGGCUCACACCACAGCGAAAAUGCAAACCUGCAGAGUUGCUAAUGUAUUAUUGUUUGAUUGGUUGA